Varanus komodoensis (Komodo dragon) is the source of this 1764-nucleotide messenger RNA. RefSeq names its product alpha-1-antitrypsin-like. Lineage: Eukaryota; Metazoa; Chordata; Lepidosauria; Squamata; Varanidae. Gene Ontology annotation, molecular function: serine-type endopeptidase inhibitor activity. The record is from RefSeq and is a predicted model, not a curated record. The coding region runs from base 80 to 1297 and encodes 405 amino acids. The transcript is spliced from 5 exons. Gene Ontology annotation, biological process: negative regulation of endopeptidase activity.
AAAUAGCAGAGCAUGAAACAGCAUUGGCCUGCUGGAACACUGGAAGAUUCUGUGCAAGUACUAACAAUUGACAAGAAGAAUGAACUCUGCCAUCUUUCUGUGCCUGGUCUUGGUUGGCCUUUGCAGUGUCACUCAUGGGCAUCAUGUUCCUGUUGAACUCAAUAGCACCGCUGCGCCGGCUCUGAAGCUAUCUCCUGCCAAUACUCACUUUGGUCUUGAAUUGCUAAGGCAGAUAUCUUCAGCAUCGCCAAGCAAGAAUGUGAUCUUCUCACCCAUCUGUAUCUCCAGUGCUAUGGCACUUCUAGUAAUGGGAACAAACUCCGAUUCCCGGACACAGAUUCUAGACACCCUUGGUUUUAACAUGACAGAUAUCCAGGAGAAGGAGAUCCAUGAUGGAUUUCAUAACCUCUUUGCUUUGUUGACCCACCCAGAUAACCUGUUCCACCUUGACAUAGGAGAGGCUCUGUUUGUAAAAGAAAGCCUACAGCUCUUGCAGAAGUUUUUGGAUGAUGUCCACGCCUACUAUGAUACAGAAAUCUUAACUUCAAAUUUCCAGGAACCAGCAGAAGCUGAGAAACAGAUCAAUAGUUAUGUAGAGAAGAAGACCCAAGGGAAAAUCACAAACUUGGUCAAGGGCCUUAGCCCAGAAACUGCACUGGUUCUAGUUAACUACAUUAUUUUUGGUGGUGCCUGGAAGAAACCUUUUGAUUCAAAAUUUACAACAGAAAAGGACUUCAUUCUGGCUGAUGGAACCAAGGUCAAAGUCCCCAUGAUGGCCGGGUCGGGGUGGUUCCACUACCUCUUUGAUGAGGAGCUUUCCUGCACAGUGUUACAGCUGGACUACAAUGGUAGUGCCAUUGCAUAUUUUGUCUUGCCGGAUGCUGGAAAAAUGGAGCAGUUAGAGAAGGCACUUUCCAUGGAUAUUCUCGUCAAAUGGGCGCAACGCAUUCAGCGUAAAACAGCACAGGUGUUCCUUCCAAAGUUCAACAUUUCAUCCAGCUAUGAGCUGAAGGAGAUCCUCAGCAAAAUGGGUAUUACGGAUAUCUUCACGGAUCGGGCUGAUCUGUCUGGAAUCACUGGGCAACCUUUGAAGGUGACAAAGAUAUCCCAUAGGGCUGUGGUGACUGUUGAUGAGAGUGGUACUGAGGCGGCAGCUGCUGGUGCUAUAGAAAUGAUACCUAUGUCUAUUCCUCCAACCCUUUCUUUCCACCAUGAGUUUCUGUUCCUAAUUAUGCAUCCAGACACCAGGAGUUUGCUCUUUAUUGGCAAAAUGGUCAACCCAGAAAAUGAGGCAUAAGCAGCAAAGUACCGGGAAUUCUGAAUGAAGCACUAGAAAAAAGUUCCUUUGUAACCUGAAUUUAAUUCUGCCUUUUUUCUCCCUGCAAAAGCAGCACAGAAUGAGAUGGCGGUGGUGCCAGGGAUAGGAAAAUAGAAAUAGCUGCGGAACCUCGGUUGCCACUGGCUUUCCAUGCCCCCUUCAAAGCAUGGGCAGUAAUCUGUUUUCAUUCUCCUGAAACAAAUAAGAGGUCAAAAGAAAUCUGCAAGUAUGCAAAAAUCUGCAAAAAUAGUUCCAUGAUAAAAACUGCAAGGUUUGCCGUCAAAUUACCUAUGGUUUCAGUAGUGCUCUUUGCUAUUUUUCCAAGAGAGAAAAGUUUUGACUACAAAAAUUCAGUGGGAAAUUUGGCUUACUAAUUCAAAAAUGUAUAAUUCAAUGUACUACUAAAAUGAUCACAGAAGGAUAAAACGUAAAACUUGCCUUAAUAA